AUGUUGGAUCCCCCAGACCUUAAUGACACUAAGGAAGUAUUUGUUGAAGAAACAAGUGAUGUUGUUCUGUCCUGUGAUGUCCGUGCCAACCCCCCUGUAAUUGUGACUUGGAAAAAGGAUGGUGAAGUUCUGGAUCUGAUCUCUGGUAGUUACAAAACAACCAAUAACGGCAUUACCGCUCUGUUAUUAAUCACAAAAGCUAAGCGCGAUGUACAUCAAGGAACGUACAUCUGCGAAGUAAACUCAUCUGUCUAUGGAAUUAUGGGCAGGACCUUUAUCGUUAUGGUUGAAGAUAAAGUGCUAAGGUUCCCUCUAGGACCCACAAUUGCUGGAGUGGUGGUGGUUUUAUGUACAAUUGUAUUUGCAAUUAUCUCUAGGAGGAAUACAAUUAUUAAGUGCAUCAAACCAAAUUGAACAUCUUCACAUGGAAUUGCAUCUCAGGAAUUCAAACCACAGCUAUUUGAGAUAUUGAGCAUUGAGAAGAUCAGACUGGAAUGCAAGUAACCAUUACUGGACUGGCAAAUGGGACACCACUCCUAAAUAUAAAUUAGUAAUUCAAAAACAAACAUCUCCUUUCAUUCCUGC
Molecule: messenger RNA, 585 nt
Organism: Sinocyclocheilus rhinocerous
Lineage: Eukaryota; Metazoa; Chordata; Actinopteri; Cypriniformes; Cyprinidae
Product: transmembrane and immunoglobulin domain-containing protein 1-like
Exons: 4
Coding region: 1-414 (137 amino acids)
Biological process (GO): cell-cell adhesion
Cellular component (GO): plasma membrane; cell-cell junction
Molecular function (GO): cell adhesion molecule binding
Source: RefSeq, a predicted model, not a curated record